AUGGCUUCUCCACAACAAAUCAAAAACUUACAAAACACUUUUGAAAGAGCUACUUUAGGUUCUCCAAAUGCUGUGUCAACUUCUCCAUCACAAUCAUUUCUUCAACAACAAUUUCAACGUCCAAGAUCAGUUUCUCAAUCUCAAUCAAAAUCUUUAAAACCUUUCAACACUGGUGAUAUCAAAAUCUUAUUAUUAGAAAAUGUUAAUCAAACUGCUAUUGAUAUUUUCAAUGGUCAAGGUUAUCAAGUUGAAUUUUAUAAAGGUUCAUUACCAGAAGAUGAAUUAAUUGAAAAAAUUAAACAUGUACAUGCUAUUGGUAUUAGAUCUAAAACAAAAUUAACUCAAAAAGUUCUUGAACAUGCUCAAAAUUUAGUUGUCAUUGGUUGUUUCUGUAUUGGUACUAAUCAAGUUGAUUUAAAUUUUGCUGCUCAAAAAGGUGUUGCAGUUUUCAAUUCACCUUUCUCAAAUUCAAGAUCUGUUGCUGAAUUAGUUAUUGCUGAAAUCAUUACUUUAGCAAGACAAUUAGGUGAUCGUUCAAUUGAAUUACAUACUGGUACUUGGAAUAAAGUUAGUGCUAAAUGUUGGGAAGUUAGAGGUAAAACUUUAGGUAUUAUUGGUUAUGGUCAUAUUGGUGCUCAAUUAUCAGUUUUAGCUGAAGCUUUAGGUAUGAAUGUUCUUUACUAUGAUGUUGUUAUGAUUAUGGCUUUAGGUAAUUCAAGACAAGUUCCAACUUUAGAUGAUUUAUUAUCAAAAGCUGAUUUUAUUACUUUACAUGUUCCAGAAACUUCAGAAACUAAAAACUUAUUAUCAGCUCCACAGUUUGCUGCUAUGAAAGAUGGUGCUUAUGUCAUCAAUGCUUCAAGAGGUACUGUUGUUGAUAUUCCAGCUUUAAUCGCUGCCAUGAAAUCUGGUAAAAUUGCAGGUGCUGCUUUAGAUGUUUAUCCAAAUGAACCAGCUAAAAAUGGUGCUGGAUUAUUCAGUAAUGAUUUAAACUCUUGGGCUUCAGAAUUAACUUCAUUAAGAAACUUAAUUUUAACUCCUCAUAUUGGUGGUUCAACUGAAGAAGCUCAAUCAGCAAUUGGUGUUGAAGUUGGUACCGCAUUAACUAAAUAUAUUAAUGAAGGUGUUUCAGUUGGUUCAGUUAAUUUCCCAGAAGUUGCAUUAAGAGCUAUUGAUUAUGAUCAAGAAAAUUCAGUUAGAGUUUUAUAUAUCCAUCAAAAUGUUCCAGGUGUUUUGAAAACUGUUAAUAAUAUUUUGGGUGAACAUAACAUUGAAAAACAAUAUUCAGAUUCUCAAGGUGAUGUUGCUUAUUUGAUUGCUGAUAUUAGUGAUGUUGAUCAAGGUAAAUUGAAUUCAUUAUAUGAACAAUUGGAAAGUACUCCAUACAAAAUUGCCAUUAGAUUGUUGUAUUAA
This is a messenger RNA of Hansenula ciferrii, 1413 nucleotides long. It is a transcript of the gene SER3, whose product is annotated as D-3-phosphoglycerate dehydrogenase. NCBI's taxonomy places the organism in Eukaryota, Fungi, Ascomycota, Saccharomycetes, Phaffomycetales, Wickerhamomycetaceae. The record is from RefSeq and is a predicted model, not a curated record. Bases 1 to 1413 code for a protein of 470 amino acids. The transcript has a single exon. Gene Ontology annotation, molecular function: oxidoreductase activity, acting on the CH-OH group of donors, NAD or NADP as acceptor; NAD binding.